Molecule: messenger RNA, 3875 nt
Organism: Contarinia nasturtii (swede midge)
Lineage: Eukaryota; Metazoa; Arthropoda; Insecta; Diptera; Cecidomyiidae
Gene: SWIP
Product: WASH complex subunit 4
Exons: 12
Coding region: 97-3840 (1247 amino acids)
Biological process (GO): endosomal transport; endosome organization
Cellular component (GO): endosome; WASH complex
Source: RefSeq, a predicted model, not a curated record
GAAUAUUUUGUCAAAUAUUAUUCCUAUCUAUUGUUCAAAACAAAUGAAUCUAUUAAUUUUUAAAACAAAUCUAUAUUAUAAUUAUUAAAAGCAAAAAUGUUGCUAGAUGAACAAGUCAUUUCCGGAGAGCAACAGCUAAAACAAUUUGCCGCAUUUCUUAAAGUGCAUCAAGAUGCAUUGAACGAUAUUAAUUCAAAGUCUCAAAUCAUUCAAACUGAUGACCGGAAUGAUAAGAGAAAUUGUUCGAUUUUGACAAGCAGCGAAAAGAAUUCACUUCAAUUACAAUCGAAUUCAUCAGUUGGCAUUCAUUUUUCAUAUGCGGCCGAAUCAAUUUCAACCAUCGAACUCAUACAAUCCGAUAAUAAAUGUUUGAACAAAACAAUUGCGGUGUUCGUUCAACUAUGCAUGGAAGUGCGGGAGCUGUGCAAAGAAGGUAAUCCAUUGAUGGUCAAAUGUUUAUUUGCCAACGAAGAAUUGUAUGAGUAUUUGCAAAAAAACGGUGAAAAUGAUUAUAUCGAAACAUCUGUUGGCCACAAAGAGUUUGCAAAAAUCGAUGAAAUUUCUUUAUCGGCUGAGAUUAUAACGAAAAUAAACAGUGUAUUGGGUGUACUACUUCAGGCACAACAGUUCAUUGAACGUUGCUUCAUUGUCAUUUUGGAAAUAAUUAAACAAUUUACAGCGUUAUUUGAUGUCAAUUCAAGCACCUACAUUAACGUUGACUAUUCUUCAUUGCAUUUUCAAACGGUGUUCAAUUAUUUAGCCGAAACGAUCGUUCUGAUAAUUAAAUUCGAUAGCAUCUUUCAAGCAAGUUCACUAUUGAAUUUUUGGCCACAGUAUAUGAAUGCAAUUAAAUUAGCCGAACAAAAUAUAAAUAUGAUGUCAUCGUCACCAAAUAAUGUCAAACAUAGAUUCAGUGAUAUAAGCGGUUUGAAGAAUGUGCUAUCGAAAAUCGAUUAUCUACUGUCUGGCCACUUUGCAUUCCAGAAUUUGAUCGACAGCAUAUCCAGUUAUCAAGAAAAGCAUCAAACAACGACACAAGCAUUCGCAAAAUUUAGCAUUCAGUUUAAUUCAUAUUUGAGAAAUUCAUUGAAUGUAUUGCAACGGGCAGUAAAUAAUGCAUCGAAUCAAAGUCGAAAUACAUCAAAUUUAUUCAUGUGGAAUACAUUCAGUGCUGAUGAUAUAUCGAAUGAGACAUUGUUGGGCGUAAUCGAUGACACCGCACUAGAUAUAUCAAAUUUAGUCGUGAAAAUGAACGUAAUGUGCAUUUUAUAUCAUCAUUUAUUUGGAAAUCUUGACCAGAAACUAUUCGCCGCUGUCAUUGAAAGCAACACAAAGUUUCCAUGUGUUCUCUUGAUGGAUAAUGUGGUGUGGUCGCCCGAAUUGUUUUUAAGUACAUUUGCAUCGACAUUGCUUGCUAAACUUCGCGGUGGAAGUGAAAAAAUGUCCUCAGCCAAUUUAUUACGGACCCAACAACAAUGGCUGCAAAUGAUGUGCCAACGAUUAUCAAAAGAUAUGCAAUAUCAUAUAGUUCAGACCGUGCAAUGGACAAUAAACUGUCGUAAUGAAUUUUGCUUUGAUGGUGGCAUAAAAAAUUCAAGCCAAACGUCAUCAAAUCUGGACGUAAAAAUAUCCGAUUUGAAUCGAAAAACAUUAUUAAUUUUACAGGGAAUCGAUUUUAUGGAAAAGUAUAAAAGUGUAAUCAAUACAAUCACUCAUUUUCACGUGCAUAUAAAAUGUGCAAUGACAAAACAAACCAUCCUAUCCGUUUGUAAACUAAUGGAACUGAUGAAAUUGGUGAAAAUUACAUUGAAAACUUAUUCAACUGAAAUAUUCAACACAACUUUGAAUUUAUCACAAUAUCAACUUUAUCAAGCACUACAUGUGAUAACAAUUGCUAAGAACAAUUUCCAAGCGACGUGCUCAGCAAACUCUUUGGUGUAUAAUGAAAGAAACAUAGACAUUUUGUCUGCUUUGGAGCUAUCUCAAUCAGUUUUGAUUGGUUCGCCAAAUAUAAAGCGAAUUCUUGUGGCUCGAUUGGCUUUAACAAUGGCUGAUCCAAAAGAAGUCUUUCAAACUGAACAGCUGAAUAAAAUUUGCCGACUAUUUGUGUCAUUGGAACGCCUUAUUCAGUUAUCGGAUAUUCUUCAAGACUUAUCAUCUGAAUCGUAUAUGAUGAGUUUUCAGGAUGCGAUCCUUCCAAUAUACUCUCGUUACGUGAUCGAUGUCAAUGAAGCUGCAGAUUGCGAGAAAUUGCAGUAUUUAUUCGGUUCAAUGGUGGAAUGUUAUUUUGAUUUGAUGUCAGGAGCGUCGAGUAAUCAUUUUAAAAGUCCCAUCAAACUGGCAAAAGAUACAAGUAAAAUCGUAAAUGAAUAUGUGAUUGCAAGACUGUGUGGUUUUAUUGAGACAACACUUCGAUUGGAUGUGCAUACCAGCAUGCAAUUACUUCAAGUCGAAAACAUUGAUCCAUUUAAUGCAACCACUUCAAGUGACACACAACAUAUUCCAGUCGGUUAUGUGUAUCGAUUGUUGGCUUUAAAAUUGAUUCCAGUGCUGCGAACGCAUUCCAAAGAGCCAUUUACAAAAAGCCGAUAUUUAAGCAUUAGAGACCACGUUAAUAAGUAUUUGAGCCAAAUGUUUUACAAUUUAACAACGAUAUCAAUGCAUGAUUGGCGCACUUAUUUGGAAAUGCGAAUUUUGGCAAAACAAAAAUUCAAUCUGGAAUCGGUGGAAAAUCAUUUACCAAUACAAACGCUCGAACAAGGAUUGGAUGUCUUGGAAAUUAUGCGAAAUAUUCAUUUAUUUGUUUCAAAUUAUUUAUAUAAUUUGAAUAAUCAGAUUUUCAUUGAGAAAAAUAGCAAAAAUAAACAUUUGAAUACCAUCAAUAUUCGGCAUAUUGCAAACUCGUUGCGAACGCACGGCAUUGGUAUUAUAAACACAACGGUUAACUUUACAUAUCAAUUUCUUCAUAAAAAAUUCUACAUUUUUUCACAAUUCUUGCACAAUGAACACAUUCAGUCGCGACUGAUAAAAGAUCUUAAAUUGUUUCGUGAGGCAAAUACAGAAAAAUCCGAAGAUCAACAAAUAUACAGCUAUGAACGUGCCAAUAGCUUGAAUCGGAGCAUUCGACAGCUUGGUGUAUCGAAAAAUGGACACAGCUCAUUAGAUUUAUUUCGUCAACUGAUUACGCAUAUCGGAAAUGCCAUGGGAUAUAUACGAAUGAUGCGAUCAGGUGGAAUUCAUUGUUGUUCAAAUGCAAGUGUUUAUUUGGCGAUUGCCCAUGACGAAUUGGGAUUGGAUGAUAUAGGUGGAAAGGAUAUAACCAAAAAUUCUGCCGAAAAUCUUGUAAAUGAGGUGGCACAUUUGCACCACAACUACGCUGAAUCAACCACCGAAUACUUUCAUCUACUUGUCGAUGCAUUUUCAUCAUUUUUCCGCAACGAUAAAAAUCCACACAUGAAAUUAUUCUAUUUAAUUGUGCCGGCAUUGAUUUUAAACUAUAUCGAGUAUAUCGUGACGGCCAAGGAGAAUAUGAACAAAAAAUCACGUGAACAGAGUACAUGUUUUACGGAUGAUGGAUUUGCAAUGGGAUUGGCAUAUGUGUUAAAACUUCUUGAUCAAAAUACGGACUUUAAUUCGUUGCACUGGUUCAAAGCGGUUCGUCAAAAAUUUACCAGCGAAAUAGAGCAAUUGGCCAAAGUACGUGAAGAAAAUAGCUAUAAUAGUCAAGAUGCAAAACUUCAACAAACACUUGCUCUGAGUGAAAAGCGUAUUAAUGUCAUUCAACACGAGUUUGACUCAUUCUAUUGCAGUUUAAACAGCGCAAAAAUAUUCUUUCAAUAAUAAAUGACCAAAUAAUAAAAUGAAAUGAUUGAAAA